Molecule: messenger RNA, 3868 nt
Organism: Coregonus sp. 'balchen'
Lineage: Eukaryota; Metazoa; Chordata; Actinopteri; Salmoniformes; Salmonidae
Source: the annotation of a GenBank genome assembly
AUGAGGAAGCUGCUUGUGGGGGAGUGGAUUGCUGUUGUUGCCCUGCCUGGUAGCCCUACCUUCCUUCCCCCAUCCGCGAGUCCAGUACGCAACUGUGUACAUCAUCUUAACGUAAUGGCAAAUGAAUCUCUUGAAAAUGAUGGAGGGACCGGUUCGAGAAAUUCAAGAAAUACACAUUUGACAUCAUCUGUGGAUCUCAGCACAUCCUUAGAAUCGAGUGUUCAGACUCGAAUAUUUAAAAUAAUUGUAAUCGGGGAUUCAAAUGUAGGGAAGACCUGCUUAACCUUCCGCUUCACCGGUGGGAGCUUUCCAGAGAAGACAGAGGCGACAAUCGGUGUGGAUUUCCGGGAGAAAGCAGUGGAAAUAGAGGGCGAAAAAAUAAAGGUAAUAUCCUAAUUAAGCAUCUGAUCGAGACAGGGCCGCUUUUCUUUGUUUCCUUGUGUUAAUUAACCAUUUAUGUGUUCAUUGUUUCAACCGUUAUGAACCUAUGCAUGACAUGUCAAUAAACCGAGGAGAUAAUUAUUUCUCUCCAGAGUCCAUAAGCAGUUAAAAUGUUCCAUUUAUAUUUAGAUAGGUUGUUAGGUUGAAUGUUUCUAUUAAGUAAUAGAUCCAUCAACAAUGUUUGCAUGGUUUUUGAGUUAAGGAAUUUACAGUAUAAUAUCAGAUCAUCUACUGUUUCAUUGCACCUGCCUCUAAGGACUAGGCCUACAAACGAGUCGACAAACCUCUGAAUGCCCCCGGCCUAACCUACCUGACAUGAUGACCUAGUCCCAGUGUUUUUAGCAACAGACAGUGACAUAGCUAAUGUGAUGUUUUAACAAUAUUUAUCGUCACCUGUUUUCUCAUUGAGAUUCACCCUCAAAAUAAAACACCGAGGUAAAGACAGAUUCAGGUUGGAUAUUCGUCGCCUGUAGUUUUCCUUACGUCCACCAACAACAGUUAGGGACCGUCAACAUAGUGACACAUCUAAUUGUUCAAAUUUCAAUAGCUCUUUAACCAUUACUCCUAAAACUUUCAAAACUGGUUCUAGCUAACCCGAUGGCAGAGACACAUAUUGCACACACUUUUUUUUGUUGAUUUACAUAUCACACUAUUUUAAAUGAUUUAUUUUAAUUUUUAAAAUUCAAUAGUGCCUUGGUCAUGUGACCCACACACCUCAAACAAGGUUCAUAAUGUACACUCAGUGGACUCACUAGACUUAUAUAUUGCACACCCUUUUGUUCUUCCAUUUUCAUCUCAGGUGAUUUUAUGAGAACUUUUAAAAGUUUCAAAUGUCAAUAGCUGCUUGGUCAUGUGACCUACAACCCUCAAACUGCUGUCAGAAUAUCCACUGACAAGCCUUAUAUAUUGCACACCCUUUUGUUCAUCCAUUUUCAUCUCAGGUGAUUUUACAUUAAUUUUUCUGUUUUUCAUUGUUUCAAAUUUCAAUAGCUCUCUGGUCAUGUGACCUAUAACCCUCAAACUGCUGUCAGAAUAUCCAUUGACAAGCCUUAUAUAUUGCACACCCUUUUGUUUGUCAAUUUUCAUCUCACACGAUUUUACAUACAUUUUUCAAACUUUCAAAUUUCAAUAGCUCCUUGGUCAUUUGACCUACAACCCUCAAACUACUUUCGGAACAUCCACUCACUUGCCUUAUAUAUACGGGGUUCUGGUCCACAUUCAAUAAAUUAUAAUGGAUUUAAUGGUGCUCCGUGGCAUGUUAAAAGUUUCUGAUAUUUUUUUAUAACCCAACCCUGAUCUGUACUUCUCCACAACUUUGUCCCUGACCUGUUUAGAGAGCUCCUUGGUCUUCAUGGUGCCGCUUGCUUGGUGGUGCCCCUUGCUUAGUGGUGUUGCAGACUGGGGCCUUUCAGAACAGGUGUAUAUAUACUGAGAUCAUGUGACAGAUCAUGUGACACUUAGAUUGCACACAGGUGGACUUUAUUUAACUAAUUAUGUGACUUCUGAAGGUAAUUGUUUGCACCAGAUCUUAUUCAGGGGCUUCAUAGCAAAGGGGGUGUUCCGUUAUUUAUUUUGUAUACUUUUUUGAAAGAAGUAAUUAUUUUCAUUCCACUUCACCAAUUUGGACUAUUUUGUGUAUGGCCAUUACAUGAAAUCCAAAUAUAAUAAUAAUAUAAUAUGCCAUUUAGCAGACGCUUUUAUCCAAAGCGACUUACAGUCAUGCGUGCAUACAUUUUUUUUUUGUGUAUGGGUGGUCCCGGGGAUCGAACCCACUACCUUGGCGUUACAAGUGCCGUGCUCUACCAGCUGAGCUACAGAGGACCACAUAAAAAUAAAUUUAAAUUACAGGUUGUAAUGCAACUAAAUAGGAAAAACACCAAGGGGGAUGAAUACUUUUGCAAGGCACUGUAACUACUCUGUCAGUCAGAUACUCUCAUUUUUUCCCCAAAUGACUUCUGAGUGUGGGUGUCCACUGUGCAGCAAUGUCCACACCUACUGGGUAAAAAAUUCAUGUAAAACUUUGAAAGUUUCAUUUACAAUUGUGUGAGAUGAAAAUGGACAAACUAAAGGGUGUGCAAUAUAGAAGGGUAGUCAGUGGACAUUCUGAACCUUGUUUGAGUCCAGUAGGUCACAUGACCAAGGAGCUAUUGAAAUUAGAUAGUUUGAAAAAAAAUCAUGUAAAAUCGUGUGAGAUGAAAAGGGACAAACAAAAGCUUGUGCAAUGUAGAAGGGUAGUCAGUGGACAUUCUGAACCUUGGUUAGGUCAGUAGGUCACAUGACCAAGGAGCUAUUGAAAUUUGAAUGUAAAAAAAGUUUGUAAUUUGUUUACGCUCCCUUACUAAUUCAACUCUGAAUACCAGAAUGCUCCUCACAUUUCCAUGUGUUUAUUAGCUGUGGAAAGCGAAUGAAUGUCCAAAUCGUGAAAAUAAGACCUGUGCAAUGUUGUGCGCAACUUUUCCAACAUCAUGACACUUAUUUGGAGUCUGUGGCUCAAGUGGUUUGAAAGCUAUUUAGGUUUGAAAGUGUGAAUAUCUGGCGAAUAUCCAAGCUGAAACUGUCUUUACCUCAGUUAACAAAACCUGUCCUCAGUAUGAAAGCAUUAGCAAUAGAGCAUCUUUGUUCAAAUAUCUAUUAUUCUAUUUAUUUUAUUCAGAAAUGGAAGACAUGCACUAAUGCAGUAUUCAAAACAUUGGGCCUUUGAUCUUUUAUAAAAGCAUACAUGUGGAAUUAAUCUGUCCUCCCUUUUCACAUGGAAAUUUCAUGUCCACUGGCCUCAUAAUGCAAUGAUCCUCCAAACAUAAUUAUUAAACUAAGCCGUUGUUACCUACAUUUUCCUUUGUACAUUGUCCAGUCUAGUAUUUAUUCUGAUUAUGUCUCAAACCUUUUAAUAUAGUAUGUAGACAUGUUGUCCCAUCUCUCUCUGACCAAUACCCACGAUUACUCUCUGACCACUGGAUCUGUGAUUACUCCUCAACAGGUGCAGGUGUGGGACACUGCAGGACAGGAACGCUUCAGGAAGAGCAUGGUAGAACACUACUACCGCAAUGUGCACGCUGUCGUUUUUGUUUACGACGUCACCAAGAUGAACUCAUUCCAGAACCUGAAGACGUGGAUCCAGGAGUGCAACGGGCACCGCGUCUCACCCACUGUGCCUCGGGUUCUGGUGGGCAACAAGUGUGACCUGGUUAGUCAGAUCCAAGUGCCCUCCAACACUGCCCUCAAGUUUGCAGACGCCCACAACAUGCUGCUGUUUGAGACCUCGGCCAAGGACCCCAAGGAGAGCCAAAACGUGGACUCCAUUUUCAUGUGCCUGGCAUGUCGGCUGAAAGCUCAGAAGUCCCUGCUGUACAGGGAUGUGGAGAGGGAGGAUGGAAGGGUUAGGCUUUCACAAGCGACAAACGUUAAUAAGAGCAACUGCCCUUGCUGA